Messenger RNA from Iphiclides podalirius (scarce swallowtail), 939 nucleotides. Lineage: Eukaryota; Metazoa; Arthropoda; Insecta; Lepidoptera; Papilionidae. The record is from the annotation of a GenBank genome assembly.
AUGCUGUCGUAUAUGGUGCCCGUUGAAGACAAGCCGCCGCCGGCGCCAGGUAAGGCGCGCCUUGCUCUCGAGCUGGCUGGCAGCCCGGGCAGCCCUGAGACCGCAGCACGAAAGACAAAGAGUAACAUCUCCAAAGAUUCCUCGACCAGCUCGUUCGCGAGCGAUCUUACUAUAUCGUCGUCUACUCCAACUGGAGCUCAUGACAAGCCCAAACAUAAACUACUCAGCAAUGGUAGUAAACACACCUCACUUAAAAGGGUCUCCUUUGGCAGCUCGAAGGGGUCGAUGGUUGAGACCCUGAUUUACGAGAGCCCCCUGCAAGAGGAGCCGGAAAGCAGUCCGCCACCUAAUGUGCAAGAGACAUCAUUUCCUUACACACCCGUUGAAGACGAGUCUGAACGUUCGAAAGUACGUGUGUCAUUUUAUCAAGGGGCUAGACCACAGUGUCUUUCACCACCACCUUCUGUGCCAGAUCCAGAUUCACAUAUAUUGUACACACCUCUACUCCCAGCUAACUCUGAUAUGGCCGAGCAUACAAUGUACAAUAGGCAGAUUAGCACGGAGAGUGGUUGGGACAAUCCUUUCCGCCCUGAUGGCGAUCUUAGCCGUGAAGCAGAUGAGAUUGUAUCUCUCAUAAAAGGAGGCAAGCCUAUAACUCCUACGCCAACUGCUGCACCCCAGCUGCCCAUUUGUGAUGAGGAGGAAAAGGUGCAUGCAAAUAAUGUCACUGCUAGUCUGUCAUCCCCUCAAACGAAAACUGCCAGCCCAGUGCAGCAGCAGAGUCCGCCAAAAACUAUGAAUGGCACCAAGAAUGGGGCUGCAGUGCCUGAGCUUCGUCCUGGACAAGUGGAAGUUCAACGCUCACCCCCACAAGAGCCUCUUCAGCCCGAACACGUAACCAUCAAAAAGAAACCUAAGUGUAAAUGCUGCGUUGUUCAG